This is a messenger RNA of Sebastes umbrosus (honeycomb rockfish), 5565 nucleotides long. Its product is annotated as voltage-dependent calcium channel subunit alpha-2/delta-1. The record is from RefSeq and is a predicted model, not a curated record. Gene Ontology annotation, cellular component: L-type voltage-gated calcium channel complex. The transcript is spliced from 42 exons. Gene Ontology annotation, molecular function: voltage-gated calcium channel activity. Lineage: Eukaryota; Metazoa; Chordata; Actinopteri; Perciformes; Sebastidae. The coding region runs from base 251 to 3556 and encodes 1101 amino acids.
GAGAGAUGCACACUGAGAGAGCUCUCCAGCUUCAGUACCUGUUAGAGCGCCGGAUGGCCGGCUGAUCAGAUUAGAGGUGUCAGGGUUGGUUAAUCUGUGAAGGAAGAGACAGACUGCCACUCAUCCUGCUGCUGCUGCUGCUCACCGCUCCCAUUCACCGGCGGUGAGGCGGAGGAAGAGGAGGAAGAGGAGGAAGAGGAGCACAUUUGGUGUUGACGCGCGUCGGGGAAUUUCCCCCAACCCUUUUCCAAUGGAUACCUGCAGGGUGCGAGUCUGGCUGUUUCUGGUCCUGGUAUGGCAGGAUGGCUCUUUGGCAUCGCAGUUCCCGACACAGCUCAUGAUUAAAGAAUGGGUUGAUCAGAUGCAGAAAGAGCUUGUCACCCUGGCAGACACGGCCACAGCUGGGAAGAGCCUCACUCAGAUUUUUCUGAGAAACCAACACCUGUACACUGUGGAGCAAAACGACGCAGAGGAGCUGGUGGCCAGAGCAGCCAGGAAAAUUGAACAGCUGCUGCGGAAGAGGUCUGCUGCCUUGGAGAAACUGGCCACAACUGCUGAGAACUUCCAGAUGCAGCAUGUGUGGCAAGACGAGUUUGAGGGUGAUGAAAUCUCCUACUACAACGCAAAGGACAAUCUGGAUGCGAAUGAGACAGAGGGAAGAAAAUACAGGAUUCGACCAGACUUUAAAGAGGACCUGUCAUUUAAACGUUUGACUGAUUACAACCACACGGCUGUCCACAUCCCCACUGACAUCUAUGAUGGCUCCACCAUUGUGCUGAAUGAACUGAACUGGUCGGAGUCGUUGGAGGAAGUGUUUAGAAAAAACAAAGAGGAUGACCCGACCCUUCUCUGGCAGGUGUAUGGUAGCGCUACGGGCCUGGCUCGCUACUACCCAGCUUCUCCCUGGAUGGAUGCUCGCAAGACCCCCAGUAAAAUUGACCUGUAUGACGUCCGCAGGAGGCCAUGGUACAUCCAAGGAGCUGCCUCACCCAAAGAUAUGCUAAUCCUUGUGGAUGCAAGCGGAAGUGUGUCUGGCUUGACUCUCAAACUGAUCCGGACCUCCGUCAGCGAGAUGCUGGAGACUCUGUCCGAUGACGACUACGUCAAUGUAGUUUAUUUUAACACCAGGGUGAAGAAGACGGCGUGUUUCGACCAUCUGGUUCAAGCCAACGUGAGGAACAAGAAGCUGCUGAAGGAUGCUGUUCAGAACAUCACCGCUAAAGGAAUUACAAACUACACAAAAGGCUUUGAGUUUGCUUUUGAGCAGCUCUCAACGACUAAUAUCACCAGAGCAAACUGCAACAAGAUCAUCAUGCUGUUUACUGACGGAGGAGAGGAAAGAGCUAGGGCCAUACUGGAGAAGUACAACGCUGACAAAAAGGUGAGGAUCUUCACCUUCUCAGUAGGACAGCACAACUAUGAUAAAGGACCCGUUCAGUGGAUGGCCUGUUCCAACAAAGGUUACUUCUAUGAGAUUCCUUCCAUCGGAGCCAUCAGAAUAAACACACAGGAGUACCUAGAUGUCCUGGGAAGACCGAUGGUUCUGGCAGACAAGCAGGCCAAACAAGUCCAGUGGACUAAUGUCUACCUUGAUGCUCUGGAACUGGGGCUGGUCAUCACCGGAACGCUGCCUGUCUUCAAUAAAACGAGGACUACAGAUGAAAGGAAUGGCGAGCACCAGAAUCAGUUGAUCCUUGGCGUAAUGGGGAUUGACGUGUCUCUGCAUGACAUCAAGAAGCUCACGCCACGCUUCACAAUUGGUCCAAAUGGAUACUACUUUGCGAUUGAUCCCAAUGGAUACGUCCUGCUGCACCCCAAUCUCCAGCCAAAGAAAAGGAUUCGUAACAGGAAGCUCAGGCUCAAUAAUAAGUAUGCUGUCACUUUUCACGAGGAACCUGUUACCCUUGACUUCCUGGAUGCUGAGCUGGAGAAUGACAUCAAAGUGGAGAUCAGGAAAAUGAUGAUCGAUGGUGAGACAGGCGAACGUACCAUUGACACUCUGGUGAAAACUCAGGAUGAGAGGUACAUCGAUAGAGGAGUCAGGACCUACACGUUUGCGCCGGUCAAUGGGACAGAUUACAGCCUGGCUCUUGCUCUGCCGAAAUACAGUGAACACUUCAUUCAAGCCAAACUGGGGGAAGACUUGAAAAAAGCCGUGUCUUCUGCUUGGGGGCUAGAAGCCCUGGAAAGCAUACAGCAGGAGAGGUUUGACGAGUUUGGUUACACCUUCAUCGCUCCAAGGGCGUACUGCAAAGAGAUGAAGUUGUCAGUCAACAACUCCCAGUUUCUCCUCGACUUCAGCCAGUACAUUGAUAGCGACACUCCAGAUGCAUGUAAUAUGUCCAUGGUGAAUCGACUAAUCCUGGACGCAGGUCUGACAGCCGAACUGGUUAAACUUUGGAACGAGCAGACAGUGGACGGGAUAGUGGCCAGGUUCGUAGCGACAGACGGAGGAAUCACAAGAAUCUACCCAAGGAGUGCCGGGGAGGAGUGGAUGGAGAAUCCUGAGACAUACGAGUCCAGCUUCUACAAAAGGACCCUGGACAAUGAAAUAUAUAUUUUCACAGCUCCAUCUUUCAACCCAGAGGGCCGGGAGUCUGUUUCUGAGACCGGUAUUCUAGUGAGCAAAGCAGUGGAGCUCACGAUAGACGAAGUCACGCUCAAACCAGCGGUGGUGGGAGUGAAACUCAAUGUCUCUUUCUGGAUGAACAGUUUUAUGAACGCUACAUUGAAGCUGAAUUGCAAGGAUGAGAUCUGUGGCUGUCUGAGGAAUGACAAGCAUGUAGACUGUGUGAUCCUGGAUGACGGGGGAUUUCUUCUCUUGUCCAACCAGGAUGAGUAUAUCACACUGAUAGGUCAGUUCUUUGGCGAGGUGGAUCCUGUGCUGAUGAUCAACCUGGUCAACACCUCGCUGUACUCCUUCAACAAGACCUAUGACUACCAGUCUGUCUGCGACCCGGAGAAAGACAGCAAGGCUGCAGCAGGACCCCGCUCCGUCUAUGUGCCUACCAUUGCAGACAUGCUCAGUAUUGGCUGGUGGGCCUCCAGUGCUGCCUGGUCGAUACUCCAGCAGCUCUUCUUUGGUCUCAUGUUCCCCAACCUUCUAGAGGCAGCGGAGUCAGCAGAUGAUGACAUACCAGAUGCCAUGUUUAAGGAAAGCUGCAUCACAGAGCAGACUCAGUACUUCUUUGACAAUGAUGAAAGAUCCUACUCAGGUGUCCUGGACUGUGGAAACUGUUCCAGGAUGUAUCGAGCCGAGAAGCUGCCAAACACCAACCUAGUGUUCCUGAUCACUGAUGCCAAGGCAACGUGUUUGUCGUGCGACCCCAGGCCUCUGCGACAGGCUGAACAACCCUCUGAAGGUCCAGAUCCGUGCGAGCUCGCUCAGAAUCCCAGAUACCGCAAAGGGCCGGACGUGUGUUUCGACAACAACGAAAACGAUGAGCCCUUGUGUCCAAUCAGCAGCGGUUCUACAUUGAGUCCCACACUUCUCUUUUUGUUUCUGGUGCUGAGUUCAGGGAAGAUGAUUCUGAUUGCGGAGGAGGGACCUGCCUGAGCCCGUGUCUUUGGCCAAUGCUUGGGCUCCAACUACUGCUGCUGUGGCUCGUCACAUCUCUACAACACUCAUGACCCCAACACACACACACACACACACAUACACUUACACACUGAUCAUCAUCUCAUCCCACAAGAGGCCAGAAGACACUCCAGUUAUUUCAUCCAGGAUGUAUGCAGAGUAUUUGCAACAAGACAUUUUCUUUUUCUGACGACAGUAUCAACAUUUCCAUUUUCCAAUGCCAAAGGGUGCGCAUCCAUUUCCUCCAUGUCAUGUUCAAAAAUAGAGACACAUUUACUGUGCUCAGCUGCACUCAUUUCCACGAUAUACUCCUUAAUACUCUCCUAUGGUGCAAGAGUAAGAGCUAACCAAACCCUUUAAUUCUGCCUCAUUUGUUUCUCUGAUUUAUUUAGCAGAGGUUGAAGAGUCCCACUAUGCCAACUAAAUAUCAUUCAAAGACUGUAUGUUCACUGACAGCGUUGAUUCGUGUAGUUGUUGUUAUUGUUUGUUGCUUAUUAUACUUACUGCGUAUGAAUCAUUAUGCUGCGAUGAUUGUUUAUUUUUGGCAACCAGUGCAACUAUGAAGAGUAUCCCUAUUUGUUUGAGUGUUUUUUAAAUGUACUGUACCUAUCUAUUUUUUAUUUAUUUUUCUAUUUGUACUCAAAAUCAACUACGUGACAAGCUAGGUGUUGUAUCGUAGCAGCAUGUGCUCAGUACAGAGCUAAAGACAACACCAGUACACCAAAGCUCCACACACUACCAAGGACCACACAAACCUACUACAGAGAAUCUGCAGGCUAGUUUAUUUUAAGAGAUUCCUCAGACGUGGGUGCGCAUCAGUAUUCAAGUUAGCUAGAUAGAUAGAUAUCUUAGAUACCUUGCUGAGAGAAAAAAGUGAGAUCAUGUAAGUCAAAAUCUGUUAGGAUAUUACAAUUUCAAAUAUGUUUGUACUUGGUCUGACAGCUUUGGUUGUCUUCAAUUUGAUGCAUCAAAUUCCCAGUGCCUACAUAGUAGCUCAAACAGUCUGUUACCUGACUGAAACAACGGAUCAGAGUUGUAUUCUCACCAUGUAUGCUUCUAUGCUAAUGCUUGCUGCAGUAUAGCAGAGAGAGGGUAAGCCCUUGCAGUAAUAUGUUGUGAAAUGGGCCAAAUCUGCUGCAAUUAUUCUAAUUUAUGUGGCCCAGGCCUCAGUAGAGACGACGAGUGAUUUUGAUUAUGGGAGAUAAAUGUUAUUUUCCUCCAUGGUCAAAACAAACCUAAACCAGACUUGCGUUCCAGCACCUCUCUUUAUUAGUCCUGUUUCUGUUCCCCUUCUGGAUCACCAGACUCAGGAGCCAAGAUGACUUGUGAAUGAGAUCAGCAUAUCAAAAUGACUGUUUCUUUGUUUUCCUCCUCCUUGCUGUUCUCCUUAUGCUUGUUUCCUCUUUGUUUUUGCUCUAUAAAGUGCUGUGAAGCAGACGCUGAAGGCUCAGUGUCGAAACGCUGCAAUGUCAUGGGAUGAGCUUGUUCUGUGUUUGAACGCUGUCUAUGCCUCUGAUCAGCAUCAGGGCCUGUUGGAGAGAACUUCGACAAUACACUACUACCAGUGGUAAUUUAGCAUUGCCUUACAUUACCAUAAGUCAUAAAUAUCACAAUCAAGUUUCUCUUUUUUUAGCUAUUCUAACAAUUAAAGUUGGGUUCUCUCCACCUCGCCUUCAUGGUGACCUUGUUGAGUGUUCAGGUUAUGCCUGUCUUAUCGAAGUCGCGUGUUGACUCGUGUUUUACCCCGGGGGUCCCGUGUCUAUGUGCAGGCAUGUGCGUGUCCCUCCGAUAUCUGAUUGUGCUUUAAUACUGUACAAGAAUUACUCUUUUGUGUAACUUGAUUAGCCUGAAUAAAUUUUGUAUACAUUUGUACACUAAUACUAUUUACUGUAUAAAAGAGAAAAAUGAAAGAAAAGAAAAAUGUUUAUAAUAUGGUGUUGAUUAUUGUGCAAAUAUAUAUUCACAAUAAAAGUGUUGUAUUGUUAUGA